Somion occarium is the source of this 1156-nucleotide messenger RNA. The record is from the annotation of a GenBank genome assembly. NCBI's taxonomy places the organism in Eukaryota, Fungi, Basidiomycota, Agaricomycetes, Polyporales, Cerrenaceae.
AACCUAUGAACGUUUGAACUCCAGAAUUUUGUCUGACACAGUGCAUCGGAUUUUUAAUACACGCAGAUACGCAUGUCGGCGUCUAUCUCGUACACCGAACUGACACUGGUGCACGCUGGCAGCGUAUCCUCCCGAAUCUGCAGUUUGGCUUUGUAUUAUUUUGAUUUCUACGACUUUGUUACACGCAAAAUGUCCUUGACCGUGACAAUCUUCGUUCUUGUUUUUGUGACCGAACUCAUCUCAUGGACCGGGAAAUCCUUCUUGCUCGAGCUUGUAUACGCGCUGUACUUGCGACUAUUCUACUCUGCUAAAGUGGCAGAACAACGGAAGCUGAAGUCGGAGAUACUCACCACGAAGAAGGAACUUCUGCAAACCAGUGCGCAGGACCAUUUCGCGAAGUGGGCGAAGUUGAGGCGUAGUGUGGAUAAGGGGCUCUCGGACUUGGAGAAGCUUAACAGCGAGCUUGCAAGCACCAGGACAGGAUUCUCACUUAAGUUCAAUUCUACCAUCUGGAUAAGCACGACUGGACUACAAUUCAUCGUUGGCUGGUGGUAUCGCAAGUCUGCCGUAUUCUUCCUCCCACCAAGCUGGUUCGGUCCGCUCACCUGGUGGCUUUCUUUCCCUUUCGCACCCGCGGGUUCUGUGAGUUGUGGGGUAUGGCAGAUGGCGUGUAGGAGGGUGAUCAAGGUCGGGGAGCGUGUUGCGAAGGAACUGCUUUCAGGAUCAUCACACCCCGACGCUGUUCCGUCAGAGCAGAAGGUUGGUUCUGAUACUGAUAAGAAGAGCGACUGACUUUCGUGUAUAUAUUACUGUGACCACUUGUCCAAAAAUAGCCUACAGUUGAACCUGAUUCUGACAUCAUUUGGCUUUGCAAUUCUAGCAUUCUAAUGGCCAACUUGGGAUCCGGAAGUGUAUGUACGGAGUAAGCAGGGAAUCCGACUCUCGGGUUCGGUUUUCGGUUCCAACUUCUCGCCAAGAUCGCCCGUUAUGGUUCCAAGUAGAUUCCAACGACCUUCCCAGUCCUCAAAUGAACGGAACACCGAGUGAAGACCUGAACUGUGGCUCGGAGAGGAUACGGAGCAGCAAAGAGCAGCCUUAGGGGGAGUUCCGGGGUCCUCCGCUGGUUCCGAGGUCAAUCGACACGUGAAAUAUCACA